UCCGCGGCAUCUGAAGGAAAAGUGUGUUGUGCAGGGUUUUCCACGCUUUCCCUGUCUUCUGAAAACGUUCGGGAAACUGUUAAUUGUUCUCAUCAAUUGAAUUGUUUUUCAAUCAAAUUUGGAUCAUUGACUGUUCACAUAGAUUCAAUGUUGGAGUAACUCUAGUUUCCGGAGUUUGUUUUGGCUUUAUCUUUUGUGGAGUGAAGAGAACCAAGGUGCUACAAUUGUCAGCUAGAUGACUAUGUGAUCAAAAUGAGUACUUCAUCGUCCAUCUCUCUAUCUUCGGCGCUCUCUCUCCUGGCUAUCCUGUCAAUCAUUAUCGGUGUCCGAGGUCUACGAGGAGUGGAGAUGGUACUCCCAGCAGCUGUGAGUCCUGGAGACACUGCCACAUUGAUCUGUCGCUACGACCUUGAAGGGGAGCCUCUCUACACCCUCAAGUUCUACAAGGGUCGCGAAGAAUUCUACCGAUAUAUGCCCAAGGAACACCCUCAGACUCAGAUCUUUCCACUGCCUGGCAUAGACGUGGAUGUGAGCAAAUCUGGACGCGGGAAAGUGGUCCUGCGGGAGAUCGGCACAGAUUUGGCGGGAAAAUACAGAUGCGAAGUAUCAGCUGAUGCUCCCAACUUCGACACUGAAGUUGUUUCAGGCUUCAUGCAAGUUGUCCGUGAGUAUUCCUCUCUUUAUUCAUACAAUUUUCACGAUAUUCUAGAAUUAUUUCUCUAUUAA
Nilaparvata lugens (brown planthopper) is the source of this 726-nucleotide messenger RNA. RefSeq lists its product as uncharacterized. The record is from RefSeq and is a predicted model, not a curated record. The transcript has 4 exons. Bases 253 to 726 code for a protein of 157 amino acids. NCBI's taxonomy places the organism in Eukaryota, Metazoa, Arthropoda, Insecta, Hemiptera, Delphacidae.